Molecule: messenger RNA, 561 nt
Organism: Cercopithifilaria johnstoni
Lineage: Eukaryota; Metazoa; Nematoda; Chromadorea; Rhabditida; Onchocercidae
Source: the annotation of a GenBank genome assembly
AUGGCUGGAGAAGUAAGUGAACUAAUGGAACUGUUGAAUUGUAUCAGACAAUUUGAAAUGGACAUCAAAAGUGAGAACGAUGAAGCCGAGAAUUGGCGACAGUGUAUUCUUAUUAACGAGCAAAGAAUAAAGAAGUUUGCAAAAGUUAAGCAGGAACUGCAGAGUGUAUUGAGAAAUUCCCAACAGGAAGUGUCACGAAUGCGCGAGAAGGUCCGAAAAGCCAAAAAAGACUUCGAUUACUGCGGCAAGCAAGUAGCAGAGUACACCGCUGCAAUUGAAGCUACUCAAUGUGAACAUCAUGAAUUGAAGCGCGAAAGCGAAGAUCUGAAUGCAAGACUUUCUGUGGUGAAGGGAAAUAUCCUAGAAAGUAUUUUAAAAACCCAAAUUCAAAUUUAUAAACAAACUCAAGAAGAAAAAAAAAGAAUCGAUGCCAAGUUAGGACUACUCGGUGGUAUCGACAAUGGGCCGUGUCACGAAGAUGUAUCAACCGCUCAAAUGCAUAGUGACAUGUUAACUUCAUCUCCUAAUCCGUCUCUUGAGAGGUGUUCUCAAAGCCCAUAA